Dictyostelium purpureum is the source of this 483-nucleotide messenger RNA. RefSeq lists its product as uncharacterized. The coding region runs from base 26 to 397 and encodes 123 amino acids. The record is from RefSeq and is a predicted model, not a curated record. Gene Ontology annotation, cellular component: membrane; endoplasmic reticulum. The transcript is spliced from 2 exons. Gene Ontology annotation, molecular function: protein-macromolecule adaptor activity. Lineage: Eukaryota; Evosea; Eumycetozoa; Dictyosteliales; Dictyosteliaceae.
AAAUAAACACAACACACUUUUUAAAAUGGAAAAAAUUUCAAUUUGGCUUUUAACUGUUGCUGGCUUAAGACUUUUAGGUGCUUCACAAGCCUUUUUUAAUCAAAGUAGAAUUAAAUCAAAUGUAUAUUCAGGUGAUCCAAAAUUAGCCAAUCCAUUAUUCUGUAGAUUAUUCGGAAGUUGGACUUUAAUGAGUUUCACUUUAUGCAUUGCAACUGCUUUUAACCCAUUUAAUAAACCAUUAUAUUUCUGUACUUUUGUUUCAUUCCUUAUUGCUGCUGGUCACUUUAUCACUGAAUGUUUCAUUUUUAAAACCUCACGUAUCAAGGACUCAAUCUCACCAUUCAUAGUCGCAGGUACUUCAAUUAUGUGGAUGGGUUAUCAAUUAUUAAAUUGGUAAAAAAAAAAAAAAAAUAUCUAAAUUAUCAUAAAAAUCAAAUGUAUCAACAAAUAAAAUUUAUUUAAAACAAACCAUUUAUAAAUAAU